GAUGAAGAGUUUCGAGCGAGCAGAACGGAGCUAAGCACACGUUAAUGGCGGCAAAAAUCUUCUGAAAUCCCUCCAAUACCAGAGUCGCCUCCGGUUCUUUCGGAUUCCUCAAGCUCAGUCAUUGCAUGCAGCAGGGCCUCCAAUGUGUCCAUUUCCUAAGUGAUGUUGCUAUGAUUAUAUGGCAUACUAUCUGCCCGCAAACCUCCAUAAUCACAUGCAUUCUUUCUUGAGGAGUUUUAACUGCCUCAGAACGUGCUUAUCAAAAACUCAAAUAUUUGGGAACAACUAUUGCUGUAUCAGACAGCAAAACUUUUUCUGUCCCUCGUCAUCUAUAUCUAGCAAGGGUUUUUGUGCCCCGUCCUGUUCAGUAUUUCCUGGAGUUCAUGCAACUUCUGAUAGAGGUGUAGUGAUUCCUUCUGAGAGUCCACAAGCAGUGCAACAAGGUGCUCUGUUUGAUUCAGUCAUAAAUAAAGAAAAAGAAGCAAAGGCUGGAUCCUCUAGUGGGAGGGUGAUGCUAAUUGAUGGCACAUCAAUUAUAUAUAGAGCUUACUACAAGCUUUUAGCAAGGUUGCACCACGGCUAUCUAUCACAUGCCGAUGGCAAUGGAGACUGGGUUUUGACUAUAUUUACAGCUUUAUCUCUUAUCAUUGAUGUCCUUGAAUUUGUCCCUUCUCAUGUGGCGGUCGUGUUCGACCAUGAUGGAAUUCCAUUUGGUCAAACUAGUAAUCCAUCCAAAGAAAGUUUCAUGGCAAAAGGUUUGAAUUUCCGCCAUACUAUGUACCCAUCAUAUAAGAGCAAUCGCCCCCCUACACCUGAUACCAUCGUCCAGGGACUUCAAUACUUGAAAGCAUCCAUCAAGGCUAUGUCCAUCAAAGUAAUUGAGGUACCUGGUGUUGAAGCUGAUGAUGUGAUUGGAACGCUGGCAUUGAGGAGUGUUGAUGAAGGAUAUAAGGUGAGAGUUGUGUCCCCAGACAAGGACUUUUUUCAGAUUCUUUCUCCAUCACUUCGCCUUCUUCGUAUUGCUCCACGUGGCAUUGAGAUGGUUUCCUUUGGAAUGGAGGAUUUUGCUGAAAAAUAUGGAACCUUGAAGCCUUCCCAGUUUGUUGAUGUCAUUGCGCUUGUGGGUGACCGAUCGGAUAAUAUUCCAGGAGUUGAUGGAAUUGGCAACGUUCAUGCUGUACAAUUGAUAACUAAAUUUGGCUCGUUAGAGAAUUUGUUGCAGUGCGUGGAUCAAGUCAAAGAGGAACGGAUUAGACAGGCUUUGAUUACGGAAGCUGACAAGGCUGUCCUUAGCAAAAAUCUGGCACUUCUACGUUCUGAUCUUCCUUUUUACAUGGUACCAUUCAAAACCAAAGAUCUCACCUUCGAUAAACCCGAGAGUGUCAAGUGUUUAACCUCGUGCAAUUCGAUUGGCUCAAAAACACUAGCACUACUUGGAACUCACGGGGUUACUCGUUGCCUCAAUUUCUGAUUUCGUCAUCCUGUUUGGGUUUGGGUGACAUGAUUGGCCAAGAUAAUGGGGAAAAGUUCACGAGCCUCUUGACCGCCAUCAGUGCAUAUGCAGAAGGAUUCUCAGCCGACCCGGUCAUUAGGAGAGCCUUCUAUCUAUGGAAGAAGCUCGACCCUCGAUGAUCCAUUCUCAAGAGUUACUGUCACAGAUGUUUCUAUUCCUCCAUCGUCUUCUUUGUUCUACAUGUCUCUUUCCAAGGAGCAUAUUUAAAGGAAAAAAUUUCGAAAUAUGAAUUUAUGUUGGCAUUUCUUUUAGACUUACGAUGAAAGUUCCAAUGA
Messenger RNA from Punica granatum (pomegranate), 1788 nucleotides. Lineage: Eukaryota; Viridiplantae; Streptophyta; Magnoliopsida; Myrtales; Lythraceae. The record is from RefSeq and is a predicted model, not a curated record.